This is a messenger RNA of Pimephales promelas (fathead minnow), 5397 nucleotides long. RefSeq names its product tight junction protein 3 (gene tjp3). Gene Ontology annotation, cellular component: plasma membrane; bicellular tight junction. Gene Ontology annotation, biological process: protein localization to cell-cell junction; cell-cell junction organization; cell-cell adhesion. The record is from RefSeq and is a predicted model, not a curated record. Lineage: Eukaryota; Metazoa; Chordata; Actinopteri; Cypriniformes; Leuciscidae. Gene Ontology annotation, molecular function: cell adhesion molecule binding.
AGCUUCUGGGGACGUCAAGUUCUAUAUAUUACAUAGUCUGACGUUCACUUCAAUUAUAAAGCUCGGAAGAGCCAGGAGGGUGAGUAAAUUAUGGGAUACUUUUCAUUUUUAGGAGAACUAACCCACACACAAAUGACAUUUCUGUGAUCAUUUACUCUCCUAAUUUUUAAACUCUUAUGAUUUUUGUCUUUUACUUUUUUCGCGGAACACAAAAGGAGAUAUUUUGAGGAAUGUCCUGGCUGCUCUUUUCAGUAUAAUUAAAGUGAAGGGGUCUGGGGGCUGUCGAGCUCCAAAAUGAUGAAAAAGCUUGAUAAAAGUGGUCCAUAUGAUUCGAGGAUUGUGCUGGUUCGGUUUACAUGAAUUAAGGGAGUCUGGUGACCCAUUCACUUUGUGUCUCUAGGCCUUUAGAGGUGGUGAGCAGUGAUGUAUUCAUAAACAUAAACUACAGCAUAGUCAGCAGUAUGUUAGAACAGGUGUAAGAACACCAGACUGUAAGAGUCUAACAUGUUCCAUGAAGGGAGUUCCCUAGAAAAGGGCAGUGCUGUUAUUUGCAUCCCUGGUUUCAUCAGUAUUGAGCAACUUCCUUUUUGACCAUCAUUGUUGUCAUCAACAGUCAUGGUUCCAUGAUGUUUCAUAUCUGACAUCUGCAAUUUCAAGUUAUUUUGUGGAAGCCGUGAUACAUUUGUUCCAUUCUGCUAAGGUGGAUCAGCUUUGCGAUUGCGAACACACACUCUCUCUGACCUUUGCAGCCAAUAAAAACAUGGGAAGCAUUCCAGGAAUUCUCUAGUCUAAUAGAAACUGCUCUCAAAGUAUGUCACGAUGAUGGUUGCAGUAGGUCGUUGUUAAGCGACACGUUUGGCUUCAAACCAAUGUGAACAAGUUAAAAUAAUUCAAUGUGAGUGAUUCAGCCCUUAUUUUGUAUUUACAAUAAAGAUAUUAACUGAAUCAACCUUGCUAAUUAUGAACUUUGGAAUCGGGUUUGCCCUUAAAACCCUCUCUUGUACUGAUAAUGGCUUGACUCGUCGUCAAUGUUUGGUUUCACUCAACGAAUGUCUGCUGCGAGACGCGUGUUGUCAGACUGUUUAUUGGUGGUGAGCCGUUGACGAGGAAGUGUCGGGUAUCAGUGUUGUCACGCGCUGGCUCCGCCCCCUUGUACCUGUAUGGCAGGAAUUCAGCAGGUGCGAGCAUGUUCAACUAGAGCGAGAGCUGACAAACAACAGCCGAGGGAGGCCCUCAAAAACUGGCACUGUUCGUCUGAACCGGUUUCUUUUGGUGAAAACAGACAUGGAGGAGAUGACGAUAUGGGAGCAGCACACGGUCACGUUAACGAAAGAUUCCAAGGUCGGCUUCGGUUUUGCGGUCUCAGGUGGGCUAGACAAGCCCAACCCAGUAAACGGGGACACGGCAGUGGUGGUCUCUGAUGUGCUUCCCAGCGGCCCCGCCAUGGGCCGUCUUCAUACACGAGAUCAGAUAGCUAUGGUGAAUGGUGUUUCCAUGGACAAUGUCACCUCACACUACACUAUUCAAAAUCUGAGGAAAUGUGGGAAAUUGGCAAACAUUACCGUGAAGAGGCCACGCACAAUUCAGAUCCCUGCGAGCAACAGACCGACUCGUUCUGCCUCACAAUCCAACAUACUAGAUGAAGAAGGACCUCGGAACAGAGGUCAGCGUGACGCUGACACCAGCCGUAACCGACGAACUCGAAGCGUGACACCUGACCGCAACGGCCAUGACCUCCCCAUCAUGUCCGGCUUCAAGAGGCUACCCAGUCAGGAUGUGCAAAACAAACCCAUCAGAACAACCCUGAUCAAGAAAAAACCCACAGAUGAGUACGGAAUGAAGCUGGGGAGCCAGAUUUUCAUCAAGCACAUGACUCCCACCGGUCUAGCUGCCAAAGAGGGCACCCUUCAGGAAGGAGAUCUUGUUUUAAAGAUUAACGGCAUGACGACAGAAAAUCUGUCCCUGCUGGAGACCAAGCACCUAGUGGAGAAGUCUAGAGGUAAACUGACCAUGUUGGUGUUGAGGGACGACAGAAAGUUCCUGGUCAGCAUUCCUGAAGUGGAGGACAGUCCUCAAAACAGCGCGGACGAGAGGAGGGAAGACAGUAGCUCCGAGCUGGAGGAAAUCUCAGACCUGGAUUCUGACGACCCCAUAAAUCGAAAAUCCCGCCCAAGAGAACGACGUUCUCGAAGAAGUCGUGCCAAUCCUGUCUCUAAACCACGCGAAUCUCCCCCUUUGCGCUCUACAAGACCGCCCGCCCAGUUGAUCCCCCCUCGCAGAGUUCCCUCUGAGUCUGAAUCGGACCGCAGCAACUCGCCUCCACCGUCAAGACACGACACUCUCGACAACAGAGACCGAUACAAGGUUCUCUCCGGGAUCUCCACAUUGCCAAACCCUCGAGCCUCACCCGUCACCCAGAACUGGAACCCCUCCACUGCCUCACGGCCACGCAGAGCUGUUUCUGAGUCAGAUUCAGACCGGAGUGCCUCUCCGCCCCCCAGACGUGAGAGUCCCAGACCUGAAAAUAACUCCAGAUACAAGGUGCUUCCCGAUCUCCCUCCUCCAGGAACGAAGUCUUCCUCUCUUAGCAUGUCUCAGGAUUUCCCCCGACGCAUGGCCUCCCCUUACAGGGCUCCACCCAGAGCUGCAUCAGAGUCCGAAUCGGACGAUAGUACCGGACCUCGCCGACAGGGGACUCCAGCCAGCCAGGAGUCCCGCAAUAGAUACAGGGCGACCCCAGAGGUCACAGCAGUCCCUGUAAUGGAACCCCCAAAAUGGGCGAAACCCUCAACGCCUGUACAGAGAGCUCCUUCAGAAUCCGAGUCAGAUGCAAGUUACAACACUCCUCCGAGAUUACAGUCUCCAGUCAGUAAAAACUCGAGAAUCAGACAAGGGGCUGAAAUGCAAGUGCCAAUCAUCAACAACCGACAAGAUCCCCCACUCAGAUCCGCUCCUGCCAGACCACCACCCGAAUAUUCCUCUGAAUCAGAAAGGGCCCCGUCACCUCCCAGGAGAUCUGACAGUCCCAUCCACAACAGCGAUCACAGUUUCCCACAUGCUAAUGGCACUCUCCGCUCCAACAUAUCCAUUCCCAACCACACCACGUUGAAAUCGAAACCUGUAGAGGAGCCACUUUAUUCACUUCCACCAGACGCAGUGCCAACACCAAACGUGGGGUACAGCUCGGACCGCAACCACAUCAGCUUUGUGAAGGAGGGCAACGUUGGUUUGAGGCUAGUGGGAGGAAAUGAUGUCGGCAUCUUUGUUGGUGGUGUCCAGCCCAACAGUCCAGCCCAGAGGCAAGGCAUGACGGAGGGUGAUCAGAUACUAGAGGUAAACGGUGCAGACUUUAACCAAUUCACUAGAGAGGAGGCAGCUAUGUACCUCAUGAACAUCCACGCUGGGGAGCGAAUCGAUAUUCGGACUCAGAACAAAAUGGACAUCUACAAGAAGAUUUUGAAAUCCAGCCUCGGUGACUCUUUCUACAUCCGUACACACUUUGACCAUGUGGCUGAGAGCAGUGUCGGCUUGAGCUUUACCAGAGGUGAGGUGUUCAGAGUGGUGGACACUAUGUAUCGCGGAAAGCUGGGAAACUGGCUAGCUGUGCGCAUGGGCAAUGAUCUACACGAACUGGACAAAGGCGCCAUUCCUAACCUGUCCAGGGCUGAAACUCUGGCCACUUUGGAGCAGGCACAGAGAAUAAGUGCGGCAGAGCGCCAAGCAUCCGGCCCCAGAGCCGAAUUCUGGAAGCUACGGGGCUUAAGAGGGGCCAAAAAGAAUACCAGAAGAACCCGCGAUGACCUCCUACAGUUAACGAUUCAGGGCAAAUUUCCAGCAUAUGAGAAGGUCCUGCUUAGAGAAGCCAAUUUCAAACGGCCAAUUGUCAUUUUGGGUCCUCUGAAUGACAUUGCAAAUGAGAAGCUGGCCCGAGAGUUGCCUGAUGAAUUUGAAGUUGCAGAAAUGGUUGCCAGGAGUGGAGGUGAUAGUGCAUCCAGUGUCAUAAAACUAGACACAGUUAGGCGGAUAGCAGAGCUGGAAAAGCAUCCCCUGCUGGAUAUUACACCAACUGCAGUAGAAAGAUUGAAUUACAUCCAAUACCAUCCCAUGGUGCUCUUCUUGGAUCCUCAUAGUCGGAAGGACGUGAAGGCCAUGAGGCAAAAAUACAUGCCAGACUCCAACAAGAGCUCUCGUCGUCUCUACGCUCAGGCCUUAAAGCUAAGGAAACACUAUAGCCAUCUGUUUUCUGCACGCAUUGAUCUUGAGCCUAAUACAAAUAUUUGGUAUGACAUUUUGAAAGACAAGAUUCGUCAGCAGCAGUCUAAACCCGUCUGGGUUUCAGAAGUAGCGUUGGAGGGAGGCACCGACGAGGAGCUUGAUGCAUUGAGCCGUGCAAACAACUCUGACUACCUUAGUGGUGCCAGUGACUACGAGGACACUGACGGUGAGGCCUUCACAGAUGGCGAAGCCUACACUGACAAUGAGGACCUGGAAGAGCAAACACAAGGCAUCGCCAGACACCGCAGCAGUGCACUAGCCCGCUCCUCGGAGCCCGCCACUGGGCAGAAUCCCAGUCCUGAACCUUCCUACGACCCAGAGCCAUUCCUGGAGGAAGAGUCCGAGUACACUCUACCUCCUGAUGAAAUACCUCCUAUCCUCCACGUUCCAGAGCCCCGUUCUCCACGCGUUGUCUCUGGCUUUCACCAACAAGAAGACGAUGUCCCCUCGCAGCGCAGCUUCACGGAUUCAGACUUCAGCACUGGCGACAUGGCCGCACCAUCGGCACCUUCCAGUGUGCCGCCCAACUUCACGGCACCAGAUCCCAAAGAUGUCCAUUCAGAGACCCCUCCACUGUCAGCCAUUGAAGAGAAACUACAACAGGCCCGUAUGGCAGAACCAGAAAGGAAACCCUCCCCUUCAUUUGUCGUGUUGGCACAUCACGAAGCCAUGCAAAUUCGGAGAACACAAAUCCAAGGAAGUGACAGUGACAGCGACAGUGAUGAAAACGCCAGAGAUGAUGACGAUUUUGCUAUUGAUGAUGAAGCUGAUGACAUUGAAUGGGGACCUGCCACAGAGCUGUAAUGUACACGGAUUGUACCAACAUCACAAACAGGCACAUGGACCACUCAUGUCUUAUUCUGGACCUGUACAUUUACACAACCAAACUGGAAAUAACUUUUGUGUGCGUUUUUUUUUUUAAGUGUUCCUAUGGACUUGUUAUAGAAAACUAUAGAUUUAAAUAGAAUAAAUAGAUUUAUUUUGAAGAUUUGUUACCAGAAUGGCUUCCUUUUGUGGGUUUGUUGUAACGGAUGUGCUGAGGUCUUCCUCGGGAUUAUUUCCAAAAGAAAUAUUACCAGUUGUAAUAAAGACCACCUGGGUAUAUUUUACCCUUUUCAGUAA